UACAUUUACACAAGUCAGAGAGGAAGGGAAGGGAAAGAAUACUGUCACUAUCGCAGAAAAAGAGAGACCGAAGGCGACUUCCAGAGCGCUGGUUAUCGCUGGUGCGGGCAUGCGGAGGAAGCAUAGUUAUGAUACUGGCGUUGGUCUAUUGGAGGACAUCGAGGAAGUCGAAUCAGUCCUUGAGAAAGACUCGGUACUCAAUCAGGCUUUCCUCGAUGGAGACGCUGACGAAGACUACAUGGAAGCAGAGGGAGGUGAAGACGACAUGGAGACACUCGUCGAAAUUGACGGCGAGCUGUACAAAGAAAAGGAGGUUGAAAUCGAGGUCUCGGACUCUGAGCCUCCGAGCGAUGUUGAGUCUGACGCUGGGCCUCAGGACGGAUGUGGGAUCAAGCGCAAGCGGACUAUUAGGGUUGUUAUCAGGUCCAGGGCGUUUCUCUGAGUGCAUGGUUGUCGAUAUUGGGAUGCAAUGAUUGCUUGGUUUGGCUUGAUGGCGUUCUAGCGAUAUAUCAUGGUUGCGCUGUUUGGUCUUGCAAUGAUAUUUCUUUACUUCGGUC
Molecule: messenger RNA, 557 nt
Organism: Didymella exigua CBS 183.55
Lineage: Eukaryota; Fungi; Ascomycota; Dothideomycetes; Pleosporales; Didymellaceae
Exons: 1
Coding region: 110-442 (110 amino acids)
Source: RefSeq, a predicted model, not a curated record